AUGAGCGGCCUACAAACACUCGAGGCCCUCUUCUUCAUGCUUCUAGCGGCGUCGGGGGUCUCUUCUAACACAACCAGCAAAACAGGAACAGCACCUGCAACGAACGUUGUCGUCGAAGAACCAGAAUUUACGGAUGUUAUAGAAAAUGUUACAGUGCCUGCCGGACGGAACGUCAAAUUGGCUUGUUCCGUAAAAAAUCUAGGAUCAUAUAAAGUAGCGUGGAUGCACUUCGAGCAGUCCGCGAUCCUUACUGUACAUAACCAUGUGAUCACACGGAAUCCUCGCAUUAGCGUCACGCACGACAAGCACGACAAGCACAAGACCUGGUUCUUACACAUAUCAAACGUGCAGGAGGAGGACAAGGGACGCUACAUGUGCCAAAUCAACACCGUCACGGCAAAGACGCAGUUCGGCUAUCUGCAUGUGGUCGUGCCGCCCAACAUCGACGACUCCCUCAGCUCCAGUGACGUCAUCGUGCGGGAGGGUUCCAACGUGACGCUAAAAUGUCGCGCCACAGGAAGCCCAACGCCGACGGUAAAAUGGAAACGGGACGACAACUCCAAGAUAGCCAUUAAUAGAUCGCUGAACGUGCCCGAGUGGGAGGGCAAUUCCAUCGAAAUUACGAAAAUCUCCCGCCUGGACAUGGGUGCAUACCUCUGCAUUGCAUCGAACGGCGUACCGCCCACGGUGUCGAAGCGAAUUAAAGUCAGCGUUGACUUUCCACCGAUGCUCUGGAUACCGCACCAGCUGGUCGGGGUGCCACUGUACUUCAACGUGACGCUGGAAUGUUUCACCGAGGCGCACCCAACAUCGCUGAACUACUGGACACGCGAGGACGGCCACAUGAUUCAUGACUCCAAGAAGUACCGAACGGAGUCCAAUGUCGGCAUGCCGGUGUACAAGACGCACAUGCGGCUACACAUCUACAACAUCCAGCAGACGGACUACGGGACGUACAAGUGUGUCGCCAAGAAUCCACGCGGCGAAACGGACGGAACCAUCCGGCUGUACACAUCCACACCUCCGACAACGUCACCCGGACCGCCGACGACCGAGUCCUACUCCGACCAGUGGCCCAACCGGAACGGUAACGAUUCGGCGGGCGGCCUCCACCAUCAUCACGGUCAGCAUCCGAAUUCCUAUUCCGUGCACGCGUUUGAUAGAAAUUCUAAAUACUCCUCCAAUUUGAACGAUAUCGAUCGAUCGGAGCAAAAGUCCUUCGAUACGAAAGUCAUCCAAUGGCCACCAGAAACGAUUCGUAACAAUCAAGGAGCUGCAGUUACUACCCGAAAUAUUCUGUCCAUUAUUGUUAGCACAAGUAUGCUAUAUUUAGCAAAAGUAUGCCUCCAGUAA
This is a messenger RNA of Anopheles coustani, 1353 nucleotides long. RefSeq names its product lachesin-like. The transcript is spliced from 10 exons. Gene Ontology annotation, cellular component: neuron projection. NCBI's taxonomy places the organism in Eukaryota, Metazoa, Arthropoda, Insecta, Diptera, Culicidae. The record is from RefSeq and is a predicted model, not a curated record. The coding region runs from base 1 to 1353 and encodes 450 amino acids.